AGAAUGAAUGGGCUGCUGUCAGUGCUUGUGGACUAUAUAACGACUAUAUAACGGGGCUGUGGGGUUGUCUUUGUUUAUUUAUUUUGUUUGUUUGCUAGUUGGAGAUGAUGUCAUUGAUUGUCACCUUUAACUUUUUAACGUUAAACAUGAAACCUGCAGGGGGAGAGCACGGGCCGUCUCCCUGACGACAGGACGCUAACAGUAACACAAACUCAGUAACAGUGCUGUCGGCAGCUACUAUGGCAGAGCGAGAGACAAAAACGGUUUUUAUUAACAACGUGGACUCAUAUGCAUCCAGAUGCAUCGCUAAGCUCCUGUAUGAAAGUGUGCCUGUUGAUGCAAAUUCUGAUGUGGAGACCGAGGUGGUGUCAAACCACAGGAAGACCUUCCAGGUGGUGGGAACAAUUUCAAAUCUAUCUGACGAGGACAGGCCUUAUGUGGUAGAGCAGUAUUAUCACCUGGACAGAGGUGAGCUUCUUUCCAAACUGAUGGGCUGUGAUGUUGUUAUCUACAAUGUUACCCAGCAUGCUGAUCAGGUGGAAGAAGCUCUCUGGGCUGUAUCAGCUCUCCACAAUGAAAUAGAGCAGUUUUCUGGACCAAAGGUGUUCAUCCUCAUCUCCACGGUCAUGACCUGGGCCUGCAGCAAGCCAGUCGAUCCUGAUGAUCCGGAGGUUCCUUUCAUUGAUGUGAUUUUCUGGAGCAGACGUGCACAUCCCAACUUCAAACUGCACAUUGACUUGGAGAGGAGUGUAGUUAAAAUGGGCAAAACUAAAAGACAGCUCUUCUCCACAUACGUGGUGGCAUCGGGACUUCAGUAUGGGAUGGGAGAACAGGUCUUCCACUUCUUUUUCAAGAAAUCAUGGCUCGGAGAGGAUGAAAUUCCUGUCUUUGGAGAUGGCAAGAACAUCGUUCCCACGAUUCACGUCCAUGACUUAGCAAGUGUGGUUUACAACGUGAUUGAACAUCAACCCAGCCCAUAUUAUUUACUAGCAGUGGACAAUUCUGAGAAUACCAUGGAAGAAAUUGUGAAGAAAAUCGCCUCUGUACUUGGACCAGGAAAGAUCCAGAAAAAGCCAUCUGAGGAUGCAUUCCUGACCAAGGACUUCAGUGUAAUGGAAAUUGAUUCUAUACUAGUAAACCUUCGCAUGGAGGCUGUUUAUAUCAAGAAACUUUUCUCUUUCAACUGGUUGUGCCAGUUUGGUCUGGUGGAAAAUAUAGAGCUGGUGGUGGAGGAGUUCCGGCAGACCCGGGGACUGCUGCCCAUUCGUCUGUGUGUACUGGGUCCUCCUGCAGUAGGGAAAAGCACAGUAUCCAAAAAGAUAUGUGAAUAUUACCGACUCCAUCACAUCACAGUGAAAGGCACCAUCUCUGAGACCAUCACCCAACUGGAACAUGCUGUGAGGAAUCCUGAUCCAGAUGAAGAGAACUCCACAAGAGAGGCCCAGGCCCAGGACCAGCUUAGUGCAAUGAGGGAGAGUGUGGAACAGAACCGAGAUCUGGAUGAGGAGCUGCUGUUGAAAGUGAUGAAGGACAAACUGAUGACUAACCCGUGCAAAAACCAGGGUUAUGUUUUGGAGGACUUUCCCCAGACAUAUGCACAAGCUAAAGAGCUCUUCAGUGCUAAAGAAGAUGAUGCAACAUCCUGGAAAAAUUCUUUGAGCAUGAUUAUGCCAGAGUUUGUGUUGUGUUUGGAUGCGUCAGAGGCCUUCCUGGUGGAUCGAGUGCUCAACUUAUCCGAGAGACUUGUACAGCAACACAACUAUGAGCCAGAUAACUUCUUGAGGCGGUUGGCCAGUUACAAAGAUAAACAGACGGCGGAUGAAACCGUCAUCAACUACUUUUAUGAGCUUGACAUCAUCCCUCUGCACUUUGAGAUCACCAGCAAUGAUGAAGUCAACUGCUUGCCUCUGAUGCAGAAGGUCUUUGACACGGUGGGCCAGCCCAGAAACUACGGUCCCAGCAGCGAGGAGGUGAUGAAGGAAGAGAGGAGGAAGGCUGAUGAAAGGCUGAGGAGAGAGGCCCAGCACAGAGCUGAGGAGGAGCGGGUAGAGGCUGAAGAGGCCAGAGACAGGGCUGCACAUUGGGAUGAGUGGACUAAGAAAUUAGAGGAGGUGAGGCAGCAGGAGGAGGAGGAGCUGGAGGCCCAGUCAGGCCCUAUGAGGAACUACCUGAUGGAACACAUUAUACCCACACUGAGCCAGGGUCUGAUUGAAUGCUGCAGAGCUCAACCACAGGACCCUGUGGACUUCCUGGCGGAGCACUUACUGAAGAACAGCCCCUUUUGAUUGUAGUUGAUUAUUUCUUGUGGACACACAGACAUCCACAAAAAUAAAAAAGUCCCUUUUUUUUCUGUGCUGUUUGGGACACGAAGCCGAUUAUGAGCAGCUUUUCUGGAAGAGGAAAAUGUCCUUUGAGUCUUUGAGACUUGUCAGAGCGUUUCAGUCGUCUCACGCAAAGUGUCCCUCACUUCAUGCUGGGAGUUUGAUUAGGUCUGAUUUCUAAGUGGCCCAUUCUCCUGCCCCUGUUGCAUUCACACACUGCUUUGUUUGGGCUCUGAUGUGCUGGCCAUUACUUAAAAGCAACCCAAAAAGCAGAUGAAAGUGUG
Messenger RNA from Archocentrus centrarchus (flier cichlid), 2605 nucleotides. RefSeq names its product adenylate kinase 7b (gene ak7b). The transcript has 18 exons. The record is from RefSeq and is a predicted model, not a curated record. Bases 240 to 2285 code for a protein of 681 amino acids. Lineage: Eukaryota; Metazoa; Chordata; Actinopteri; Cichliformes; Cichlidae. Gene Ontology annotation, molecular function: ATP binding; nucleobase-containing compound kinase activity. Gene Ontology annotation, biological process: nucleobase-containing compound metabolic process.